AUGUCGGUGGCGGUGGAGCAGGCCGGCAUCGACUACCACGUGGUGCUGGCGCAGAACGCGCUGCAGCAGUGCCUGGAGGUGGGCGAGCUCCCGGACGAGCUGGUGUCGGCGCUGUGCAAGCAGUGCGCGCCGCACGCGCCCGCCAAGCACGCCGUCCAGAUUGAAGUAAUAGGUACUGCACAGUAUACAUUCUUGGUGUUACACUCUGGUCCCGAUGACGUCACAACCCCCAGUUCCCAACCCACCAACAUUUCAUUUGUACAGCAACUGCUGCUGUGCGCGACUCAGUCGUUGUUCACUUGCGACACGGGCGCCUCGUCAGUCGCCGGAGACAAGGGCGAUCUGCCGCAACACUCGGCCGGAUCGCCUAGUUCUAUACAGGCACCGCUACUCUCCGUGGACUGCAAGAGUAACCCUCCCACGUAUAGCUUCAUCCAGGGCUGGCAGCUGUUAGCGCUAGCCGUCAGUCUCUUCGUGCCCAGGAAUAAUAGGCUUCUCUGGUAUUUGAAGCUGCACUUGUCAAGGCAUUCGGACACUAAAACGGAAUGCGGUAAAUACGCAGCGUACUGCGCCCGCGCUCUGGAGCGUACCAUCCGCAACGGCGGCCGCACUGACAAACCUUCCCGGAUGGAAGUGCUCUCGAUCCUGCUCAAGAACCCCUAUCAUCACAGUCUACCGCACGCCAUUCCCGUCCACAUGCUGAACAAUACCUACCAAGUGAUAAGUUUCGACGGAUCAACGACGGUAGAGGAGUUCCUGUCCACUCUGAGUUCGGAGCUCGGGUGCCGCGAGUCUGCCGCGUCGGGAUUUGCCCUCUUUAGCGAUGAUCCUAUUGAAAAGGACUUGGAGCAUCAUAUCAAACCCGAUAAAAAGCUAUGUGACGUGAUAUCCCGGUGGGAGACCGCGCUACGAGAGAAGGGUUCGGGAAAGUUCGAGAACUCCCGCGUGAUCCGGCUCACGUACCGCAACCGGCUCUACUACAAGAGCUCAGUGCGGACGGAGACGGACAAGGAGCGACUGCUGCUGUGCUACCAGGUCAACCAGCAGGUGGUGGCAGGGCGGUUCCCGGUGAGUCGCGAGCUGGCUGCGGAGCUGGGAGCCCUGAUGGCCCAACUGGACAUGGGCGACUACUCCUCCACCAACACGCAACACAACCAGCCGCUGGCGCACCGCUUCUACCCGUACCGGUACCGCGCCGGUCUCACCAACGAAGAGCUCAGAGAUGUUGAAGAGAAACUACGCUCCAAGUGGAUAGCGCUGAAAGGGCGGAGCACCGUGGACUGCGUGAGGAUAUACCUCAACUGUACCAGGAAAUGGCCGUUCUUUGGAGCAACACUCUUCCAAGCCAGGAUAAAGCAGCCGGAACUGUCUCUGGUGUGGCUGGCUGUGAGUGAAGACGGUGUCACCGUGCUGGAGCUGGCUUCCAUGUCAGUCAUCGGACGGUACGCACUCACCUCCAUAGGACUCUUCGGUGGCCUGCAGGAUGACCUCAUGAUGCUGAUUGACGCAGAAGAUUCCACAAGUCCGGUUCACAAGAUGUUGAUAAGUCUCAAUAAACUAAAAAUGGCUGAGCUAACGCAUCUUAUAGCUGACUACAAGAACACGCUGCGUCCAAUCGGCACGGGCACGCCGCAGAUGAACUCCCUGACCCGCCACGGCAGCCACCGCUCCGUCCGCAAGCCUUCCUCGCAGCCCAACACGCUGCCACACGCGCACACACACACACACACGCACACACACACGCACACACUCAACUCUAACACAACCAUGACUCUGGGCUCGGAACGGAAUGCGACGCUCACUCUUAGCUCCCAGUCCACCAACCAACAUGUCGAUGCGAGAAUAUUGUCACACGGACAGCCCGAUAUAUUGAAAUCUACGCCCGAUCACAAGAAGCGAGCGCACACCCAAGAUGGCGUCGCGUAGGUCAGAAGAAAAGUUAAAAGAGUUCCCUUUAUAGCUUAGUAGGAAGAACUGCUAAAUCAUCAAAUGAAUCUACCUCUCAUUAUUAUGAUGAUAAAGUCACUUAUAAUUAAAUCUGAAGUUAGAUACCAACACUAAUCCUCCAGGGAACUUUUGUGAAACGGACUAUAAGGCUGAUUUUAAGAUCCAAUCGAAACGCAAUGAUAACUUAUAACGACCAAUCGAAAUGAGACAUUUAUGUCAUAGGAAUAACGUGAUUGGUCGAGAACUAGUUACAUAAACAAGAUGGCGGCGUUCUCAAUUCAUUAUAUCAAUAAUUUAGAUGCGAAUAUUAAAACAUAUUCGAUUCUAUCGUACAUAAUGCCGUAAUCAUAAUAUAUUCAUAACAGACGUCCUAUCAUAAUGGCGUCAAGUCGUCAGUUAGUGAAUGAAAACAUCACAAGUUGUUGAAUGCUACGCAGUUUUAUGUAAAAAAAACAUUAUUUACGACUAGUUAGACCAAAUAUGACUUGCUUUAAAUAACAUAAAGUCAAAUUGAAAAAAAAACCACUGUAUUUAAAUCAUACAUAUGCAGACAGGAAAAUAAUAAUUUUUGAAUUAUUUAAAAGUGAAAUAGUAAUGGAAAAUAUAAUAAUAUACCUCAUAUUUUGUAGUUCGGCCCGGUUCGGCUUGUAUUGUUAUUUUAUAUAUUUCAUCUGCGUAUUAGUGCUUUUGCUAAGACUUAUGUUACGCAGUUUUGUAUUGCUAUAGCAUAUACUUGGUAAAAAGGUUACUAUUUCCGUAUCGAAAGCCCUAAUGGGCUAAAUGUGCCAAAAUCUUUAUUUAAGACUUUAAUUUUUUUUUUAAAUAAUUGUAUAACUAUUCAAAUGGUUUGUUUCUCAGUUAUUUUUACCAUAUUUAUACUAAAUUUGGGGAUUUAUUCUAAAAAUUCACCAAUAUAUUUCCUCGAGAAAAAUCAUAUUAUAUUAUUAAAACCAUUGUCAUUAAUUCUUUUAACUGUUUGUGUUCAACUGUAACGCGUUCCAUAUUUAUUUACGAAUUUGAGUGCGUUUUCUGGAAUAUUUGUACCAAAAAUUACUGGUUACCUAUUUACCAAGUAUGUACAUUCGGGAUAUUUCAAAUGCUAACAUUUCAUAUAAUUUUUCUUAUAAAUGUAUUAAAAAUAUAGGAUUUUAAUAAAAAUAGUGUCUUUCCUAGAUUUUAGCAUACUUAUUACUUGUAUCUGUCCAUAAUGUUUGUGAUUAAGUGACAAUAAUUUAAUUAUUUAAUAUUACUUAUAUCUAUGAAUAGCACGAUUUAGUACAGAUCUUGAGCGGUGACUGAAUUUGAAGUGCGCUUAGAAUAUUAUGCGUCGUUUCGGAACCCCCAAUACACGCAAUAUGUAGGCGGGGCAUAACGCAAAGUAACUUCGAGAAAUGAUUAGAUGUUUUGUUUGUAUCUACCAAAUUUUUUGAAGUGGGCGUUAUUGUGCGGAAAUCCAUAAUUAUUCAAAUGUUGUGAGCCUUCUUGAGUGUAAUUUCCGCUAAAAUUCGUCUUCAAUCAAUUCGACACGUGUUUCGCUUCUACAUGAGGCAUCCUCAGGAGAUGUUGACUCUCCAAAUUCAGAAAGGAGAAUGUUCAGUCACCGCUCAAGAUCUGGUGAGUCUCGUACCAGAAUUGGGCGAGUCAACAUCUCCUAAUGAUGCCUCGUGUAGAGGCGAAACAAUUGUAGAUUUGAUUGAAGACACAACAAUUGAUUUACAAUUUUUCUGUAAUUUUGACUGUGAGCUGGUUACAUAUAGUUAUAUCGUUGACAUCGCAUUGCAUACAGAUUAAACCUAUUUUCUACUUUCCACAUAAAUAUAAUAACAUCGCUCAAGUUCAUGUCUCAGAGUCUAUAUUAAUGAUUUGUUUAGUAACUUGAAAGCGUAUCUAUUUUUAUUGCAGCAUUUGAAAAUAUAACUUGAAUUAUUUGAUCGGUAUCGGUUAUGUAUGGGAAACGACAAAAUAGUGUACAGUAACAUUAUGUAUGUAUAUUAGAGAUAAUAAUAGCGAAUAACUUCAAUUUAUGCAUGCAAAUUUAAUAUGCAAAAAUUUAUAAAUAAUUCAUUCUUCGCCUUAGUAGUGGCUAUGUGAAAGACAGAUAGGCAGAGGACACAGACUCAGAUAUUGUCGCUAAGAAUUGAAACUUAAUUAGUUAUUUUAGAAUUACUACCAUUGCUUUCAAUGCUUGAUUUAUUCAAAUAGCACACUACGGUGUUUGAAAGGAUUCUAACAAAAAAUAAAAGAAGCAAAUUCUCUUUAUUUUUUUGUUAUUUAUCGAAAAAUAAAUGAUUUACAUCUAGUUUUUUAGAUUUUCUUAAAUAUCGCCGUUUGAUGUCUUCGAAAAUGUUAGCAUUUCGAAAUACCCCAACCACUGUGCAGGGUACAAAGUUAGAUGAACGUAGCGAUAGAUACCACAUAGAUUCCAAAGAUUACAUUUGUUUAAGUAGAGACAUUAGAACAUGAGUUAUUUCGUACAUUCUUUUAUGAAGAACUAUCCUCGUUAUUUGCUUAUUAACUAUCCAAUUCAUAAUAGAAUAUACUUAUAGAAUAUAGAUGUUAUAUGUAGCUAUAGAAAUACACGCAGAUAUUUUAUUUAACAAUACUAUGGAUUCCAGAUGUGUUUAUUUUGAGAGGUUCCUGUGAGGCAAAUGGCGGGGAUAAUAAUUAUAGUGUAGUAUAAUAUGUUCGUGUUAGUAACAUAACACUCCUGUAUACAAUAAAUCUAUUUAUAUUUAUAGUUUGGGAUGUAUUUAAAAGGUCAGUUUCGCCUGCAUUCAAUCCUAAUUUCGAGCAAAUAAAACAUAAUAUUUAAGACAAAAUUUGCCUAGCGAAACUGCAUUAAAUAUUGACGUUAUAUAAUAAGAAACAUAACUGAAGAAAAACUCGAAUGAAACAAAAUUAAUCUGAUCAAUUAAAUUAUCUCUUCUAUCUCUCUCAAUCUCAUUUCAAUAUGAAUAUCAGUCCUUAAUGUUAUAGAGAUAAAUGUUACUAUAGUGAAUAAAUUGAUCAAGCUAUCGAACUAAUAUGGACUGAACUCUUAAUAAGAUCAACGAAUCUCAUAAUUAGGUGAUAUUAGAUCGUUUAAACAAGAAAGUUGUGAGAAAGUAUGACUAAAUAAGAAUCAGUUUUUUUUUAAAUAAUUAAUUGUUUAAAUUUUUAAGCGUACUGUAUUUGAUUGAAUAUUAAUUAAUACAUAUUUUUAGUCAAACUUUGUUAUAUUUAAGUUCUUGAAAAUUAAGAAUAUGUAUCUAACUAUUUAUUUAGCUGUGCAUUCAUACUUUAAAGAACUUGGAGAUUAAAAUUAAUUAAGUAAUGAGGCGUUAUAUCGUGUUAUCUUGAAGAUAUCUUGUCAAAUUUUCUCAUUUACGGGCUGUUUCAUAAUGUCUAAGUUAAGUAGCAGAUUGUCCUAUGACAUAAGUAUCUAUUCGUAACUUUACUUGGACAUUGUGAAGCAGCCCAAAAGUAGCAAAAUUAGGCCUGCUGACAAAUGAGUGUUGAUAAAAAUAAUGAUAGUAAAAUGGCGUGUGUUGUUUCACGAUUUUUAAAAAAGCAACAUUUGUGAUGAAAUAAUCAAUUUCAGUUUUGAAACUGCAGCCUUGAUAAGUUGCUGACUUUGUCAAAUAAUAAGCUAUAUUCUUAACUGUGUUUUGAUUUUGGGAUAUUUUUGAAAAAAUGUUCAUUUGUAACUAAGAUAACUUUUAAUUAGAAAACUCAUUAAAAAUUACCAAUACCAUUCUUACUGCAUACUAGCAUUUAUACUGUGCUAUCUCUCGAAUCAUAAAGUAGUCACGUCAAAUGUUUGUAUAACACUCAACAACUCACUAUUGAGUCGCGGAUUAGUGUGAAUUUCGGACAAUGACCCGAUGCCACCCAUCUCUGUUACUCAUGUAUUUUAUUCGGAAUGAAAUAAAUACUUAUGAAUACAGUAAUGUAAAUUUGAUAAAAGACCAUGUUUGGUAAUGAUAUAGAUAAAAAAAUUGUUAACGAAUAUCUGAACAGGACUUCAAAAGACAAUGACUAUGUCCAUACUAAAUCUCAUUGAAAUUUGUUCGUUAGACACACGGAAUUACUUUCAAAUAAUAGUAUCAGUAUACACAUACGCUAUACAAGGUUACAAAACUGAUUUAUUACUUUUGUUCUUCGAAUACAUUUAACUAUAAAUAAAGUUAAUCUAAAAUGAAAAAAAUAUUUAAUUUUAUUAUCAUUCCAUCUCGCUCAAACGGAAAUAUUGUUAGCUUAUAUUGUAAGGCAGCUGGCACCGCGACAGUACAGAACCCAAACGUUGAGAAUCAAAUCGUAUUAAAUUAGAUUUUAGAUAUUCGAUUGCACUUUUUGCAUUUCACCUUACUGUUGUUGAUAUUGUAUAGACAUUGUAUAUUUUAUAUCUAGUGACGAUUUUUUAUCAUCUAGAUGGGCUAAGUUGUAUAGUUAAGUAGUAUGUGAGGUAGGUAUUUAUUUGUAAUUCGCCUUUAAGUUAUACUAAGUUGGCCUAAGUCGACGCCUAAUGUAAUUAGGGCCUCAGUUUUGUAUGAUCGGAUUUUGCUGAUUUUUUUUUUUGUUUGUUUUAUGAAAUGGUAAUAAAUAUGUAUAGAUAA
Molecule: messenger RNA, 6542 nt
Organism: Leptidea sinapis
Lineage: Eukaryota; Metazoa; Arthropoda; Insecta; Lepidoptera; Pieridae
Exons: 11
Coding region: 1-1926 (641 amino acids)
Cellular component (GO): cytoskeleton
Source: RefSeq, a predicted model, not a curated record